GACUGACACCCGGCUCAAAGAAGAGACUCUGCAAGAGUUUGUUCAUUGCGUGCUUACCAGAUACAAGAAAGCCUGUCGUAUCUGCUCGUCUGUUCCUGUAAAGCAGGGGCAAACUGUCUCCAAAUGGCCUGAGGGCUAUCAGGCCCCACCUAUAAGCUGGAUCUAUGGAGAGGCCCCUCACGGUCCUGCAGGUGAGCCUGUACCACCCGACACAGGGCCCGGUCGCCUUUGCCAAAGUUCCGCUGCAGCUGCAACACGACGCCAGCCGGUUGCUGGUUGGGCGAGGGCAGGACACCCACCUCCAGCUGCAGCUGCCACAGUUGUCCCGCCACCAUUUGUGCCUGGAGCCCUACCUGGAGAAAGGCAGCAACCUGCUGGCCUUCUGCCUCAAGGUGCUGACCCGCAAGAGCUGUGUGUGGGUCAACGGGCUCCCGCUGAGGUACCUGGAGCAGGUUCCCCUGCACUCCGUCAACAGAAUCUCCUUCUCUGGCAUCCAGAUGCUCAUCCGCAAAGAGGGGGGCGCCUCCCUUGAGGCCUUUGUCUGCUACUUCCAUCUCAGCCCUUCACCCCUGAUUUACAGACCCAAGGCUCAGGAGACAGACGAAUGAAUGGGAAAACACUGUCAAGAAGGAGACUCCCCCUGUUUUGGGGGGAGGCAACUCGUGAUCUCCCGGGGUCUCUCCACGGCCCCUCCCGGUCUCUGUUUCCCUGCCAAGCCCUGGAGAAGCAACAGAAGCAAAGCUCCAGAGGGAGUCUGGAGACCCGGCACCCCACCAGCCCUGCUGCGGAGAGCAAGCCUUACAAAAGCAGGGUUUGAGAUGGUCGAGUUACGUCAGAGUUCACAUGUAAAGCCUGCUGGCCGCCAUGUUCACAAGGAACCGAUUCGGUAAACUUGGAGCGGCCCAGGGACGGAGAAGGGCCCUCCAUGGCUCCCGGGAAUGGGAACUUCAUAUACUUUUAGAGGCCCUGAGGGGUUCUGGGAGCCCCUCCCAGCAUUCUGCCCACCCCCUCCCCAUUUCCUCCCUUGUCUGGCUAGGAGUUACUUUAUGUCCCUGUCUCCCAUGCUGCCUAAGGGCAGGAGCAUGGGGUUGCGGCAGGAAUGCAAGGACACGCGGGGAGAAAUUACGUUUGUGGUAGCUCGGGGUUACCUUCAGCUUUCGAAUACCCACAGGCGCUCAGGGCUUAGGAGAGCCUGUGUUUAAUAAACUAAAAGUAUUUCAUUA
Molecule: messenger RNA, 1223 nt
Organism: Rattus rattus (black rat)
Lineage: Eukaryota; Metazoa; Chordata; Mammalia; Rodentia; Muridae
Gene: Tifab
Product: TIFA inhibitor
Exons: 2
Coding region: 165-608 (147 amino acids)
Biological process (GO): canonical NF-kappaB signal transduction
Molecular function (GO): protein binding
Source: RefSeq, a predicted model, not a curated record